UUUAUUGACGUUUAAGAGAUUCGGUGAGUUUUACACAACCUCACUUUAAUGAAUGACGUUAAAAACCAACUAACUGAAAACAAAUAAUAGUUUUUAGAGAACUAUAUUCAAACUAUUUUUCCAUUAAUACUCAUGAUUUAUUGAAAUGAAAAUGAGACCAUCUAUUUAUAUUUUCGUCUUCUAUUCAGUAUUUUAUUUAACUGUUGGAAAAAAGUUUAAAGAAAAUGAAAAACCAGAAUGGGCCAAAAAGGAUAUAAGGGACUUCACUGAUGUAGAUAUGGAAAGACUAUUGGAUCAGUGGGAUGAAGAUGAAGAACCUCUUCCUGAAGAUGAGUUACCUGAACACUUAAGACCGCCACCUCAAGUUGAUUUCUCAAAAUUUGAUGCAAGUAAUCCAGAAGCAGUGCUUCAAGCAUCGAAAAAGGGAAGAACUCUCAUGACUUUUGUUCAAGUUUCAAGUGCUCUAUCUAGAGAUGAAACUGAAGAGGUGACUAAAUUGUGGCAGUCCAGCCUUUGGAACAACCACAUUCAAGCUGAAAGAUACCUUGUAGAUGAUAACAGAGCUAUAUUCCUCUUUAAAGAUGGAUCUCAAGCAUGGACUGCAAAAGAAUAUCUUUUAGAACAAGAAAAAUGUGAAAGCAUUACCAUAGAAAAUAAAGUAUAUCCUGGAAAAUAUAGUAAAACAGCUAAAGAGGAGUUGUAAUGAGAUUGGAAGUGUAAACUUAUGAUAAUUAUUCAUUGUUGUUUAUUGUAAAUACUUUGAGUUCCAUUAAUUCUUGAGAAUUAAGUAUUAUUCCUAUAUAAGGUGUCUGGUACUUUACCAUUUUGAAUGUAAGAAGGAAAAUUAUAAAAAGCCUGAAUAUUUAUUCAUUAAAUCAUUUUUGGUGAA
Messenger RNA from Harmonia axyridis, 889 nucleotides. It is a transcript of the gene boca, whose product is annotated as LDLR chaperone boca. The transcript is spliced from 2 exons. Gene Ontology annotation, biological process: protein folding. NCBI's taxonomy places the organism in Eukaryota, Metazoa, Arthropoda, Insecta, Coleoptera, Coccinellidae. The coding region runs from base 146 to 703 and encodes 185 amino acids. The record is from RefSeq and is a predicted model, not a curated record.